This is a messenger RNA of Closterium sp. Naga37s-1, 1809 nucleotides long. Lineage: Eukaryota; Viridiplantae; Streptophyta; Zygnematophyceae; Desmidiales; Closteriaceae. The record is from the annotation of a GenBank genome assembly.
GAACGGUCAAGCACAUUGUUGCCUCACUCCCUCCUCUUAUUAACGCUGCAGCUGCGGCUGCGGCGGUGGCGGCGGCUGCGGCGAUGGUGGUGGUGAUGGCGGUGCAGUGCCGGCGGUCGCAGCACGCAAUCAAGCCGCGCGCAUGGCAGCUCGCAGGGCGCCUUGCAACCCUCGCAGGGCUCACAUGGUGGCUCCCAGCGGGCCUUCUACUGGCGCUCAUGGUCGUGACGACCCUCGCCAUGCCGAUCGGCAUUUUACAAUCGCAAUUUCUGUGGGACUGCGUGAAAGCAUGGAAAGUGGAUGUCGCUGGCUGGAGUGUCAUCAACAUCGACUGCAGCAAUGCGACUGGGCUCAUUUGCGACGAGUCCGGAAGGGUAGUCCAGUUGUCACUGACAGACCAGUCUUCGCUAGUGAAUGGGCCCAUUCCGGAUUCCAUCCGCUACCUCUCGGCGUUAACCGCACUCGAUAUGAGGGGGAAUCAGCUCACAGAAAGCAUUCCUGAUGGCAUCACUGUGCUUAGACGCUUGGAGUAUUUAGAUCUCUCAGGCAACCAGCUAUCAGGCAGGAUUCCUGCUGGCGUCAGUGAGCUCGUACUGCUGCAGUACAUGAGACUAUACAACAACUCACUCACUUUUCCCAUCCCCGCCGAGAUUGGUGCCAUGACGGAACUUAUACACUUGGAUCUUUCAAACAACCUGCUAACGGGCACCAUUCCUACUACUGUUGGUGCUCUCUCAAAGCUCACUCUCCUGCGACUCUAUGCCAAUCAGCUCACUGGCCCCAUCCCUAACGGGAUUAGCUCGAUGGCGAACCUAAACAUCAUAGACCUCUCCCGCAACCAGCUUUCAGGCAGCAUCCCUGCGAGUUUCAGUGAGCUACGCAAAAUAAAGUCCUUCUAUCUGUACAAUAACUAUCUUAGCGGCUCUAUCCCUUCUGGCCUUGGCUCACUGACAAAUCUGAAAGCCUUGGACUUUAGUCUGAAUCCACUAAGCGGGACUAUUCCGUCCGACUUCAGCAGCAUGAGCAACCUGAAACAUCUGCAUCUCUCUGAAAGCAAUCUCUCGGGGUCCAUCCCAGAGGCCAUUGGCAACCUCGUGCGCUUGGAGAGUCUGUUUCUCCAUAAGAGCAGUCUCUCGGGGGCCAUCCCACCAGCCAUUGGGGACCUGCUCUACUUGCAAAACUUCACCAUGUGGGGCACCGGCCUCACAUGUCCGGCCAACUACACCAGCUGUGUCCAGAAGCAGAGUGCCGAGUCUGCCUUUUGCCGCACUUGCCCCUCCUUCUGCGGAACCUGCCUGGCGUCACCAGUGAAAGCAUGCAGUGCAGCAGGAGCACACAACGCUGCAGCCGUUCAACCCUCUAGUAGCUCAGCAGCUGGACUCCCCGUUGAUACCGCACUCGGCAGCACAGCACCUGGGGACCGAUCUGGCAGCACAGCAGCUCUGCUCCCCAUUGCACGCAUGCCCAGCAGCCCAGCAGCUGCACACAGCCUCCAGUUCUCGUUUGAGGAAGUCACUCAGGCCACCAACAACUGGUCCGAGAAGAACUUUGAAGGCUCGGGGGGCUUUGGCGAUGUGUACAAGGGGGUGUCGCCGCGCGAUGGUGUCACUGAGUGGGCUGUGAAGCGCGCCAAGCUGAUCGACAAGAACUUCGAACGGGAGAUCCGACAAAUGGCUGACAAGAACCAUCCCAACAUCGUUCGACUGCUUGGGUUUGCUGAUGGGGAUGGCAUGAAUAACCGGCCAAAGCAGGUCCUGGUCUACGAGUAUGUGCCCAAUGGCGACCUCAACAAGUGGUUGGAUCCAGAAA